Molecule: messenger RNA, 1545 nt
Organism: Vicia faba (fava bean)
Lineage: Eukaryota; Viridiplantae; Streptophyta; Magnoliopsida; Fabales; Fabaceae
Source: the annotation of a GenBank genome assembly
AUGAUAGCUAUUCGUUUGCUAGUAACACUUUUGGUUCCAUUUUUACUUGCUUCUUUUGUUUCCUCAUAUUCCACCAAUGAACUUAAAUUAUGGUGUAACCAAACCCCUAACCCUCAACCUUGUGAAUAUUUCUUGAACAAUAACCCUUCUUACCAACACAAACUCAUCAAACAAAAAUCUGAUUUCUUCACACUUUCAUUACAACUUGUUCAACAAAGAGCACUCAAAGCCCAUGCAAACACUCUUUCAUUACGUUCAAAAUGCACUAACUCACGUCAAAUAUCUGCUUGGGCUGAUUGUGUUGACCUAUAUCAACAAACCAUCCUUAAACUCAACAAAACCCUAGACACUAAAACUAAAUGUUCUCAAGUUGAUGCUCAAACAUGGCUAAGUACCGCUCUCACAAAUCUUGACACAUGUCAAUCUGGAUUCUAUGAACUUGGUGUUCAAGACUAUGUCCUUCCUCUCAUGUCCAACAAUGUUACUAAAUUGCUAAGCAAUACUUUAGCUCUUAACAAAGUUCAAUAUCAAGAACCAAGCUACAAAGAUGGUUUCCCAACAUGGGUUAGACCAAGUGAUAGAAAGUUGUUACAAACAUCUUCGUCUUCUCAGCCUAAUGCAGUAGUGGCAAAAGAUGGAUCCGGAAAAUACACAACAGUUAGUGCAGCUGUAAAUGCUGCACCGAAGAAUAACAAAGGAAGAUAUGUUAUACAUGUCAAGGCUGGUGUUUACAAUGAACAAGUUGAAAUCAAAGCAAAGAAUAUCAUGUUGGUAGGAGAUGGUAUUGGAAAAACUAUAAUCACCGGCAGCAAAAGUGUUGGAGGAGGAACCACGACUUUUCGUUCAGCCACAGUUGCUGUGGUUGGGGAUGGAUUUAUUGGUCAAGAUAUAACAUUUAGAAACACCGCUGGUGCAAGUAACCAUCAAGCUGUUGCACUGCGUUCUGGAUCAGACUUGUCUGUAUUUUAUAGAUGUAGUUUUGAAGGUUAUCAAGACACACUAUAUGUACAUUCAGAUAGACAAUUCUACAAAGAAUGUAACAUUUACGGCACAGUUGACUUCAUAUUUGGUAAUGCUGCUGCAGUUUUCCAAAACUGUAACAUAUUUGCAAGAAACCCUCCAAACAAAGUUAACACAAUUACUGCACAAGGUAGAAUGGAUCCAAAUCAAAACACUGGUAUUUCCAUUCACAAUUCUAGGGUUACCGCUGCUUCGGAUUUGAAACCUGUUCAAGGUUCUGUGAGGACUUAUCUUGGAAGACCAUGGAAGCAAUAUUCCAGGACAGUUUUUAUGAAGAGUUCUCUUGAUAGUUUGAUUCAUCCAACUGGUUGGUUGGAAUGGAGUGGUGAUUUUGCAUUAAGGACUUUAUACUAUGGUGAGUACAUGAACACUGGUCCUGGUUCUUCUACAAGAAACCGAGUGAAAUGGCAAGGUUAUCAUGUGAUGAAUAGUGCUUCUGAAGCAUCAAAAUUUACUGUUUCAAAUUUCAUUGCUGGAAACUCAUGGUUACCUGCAACCAAAGUGCCUUUUACAUCUACUCUUUAA